AUGGGUCUCAUCACCAAAGCCAAGUCCGCCGCCCCUCGCGCCGACUCGGGCUCAGGCGGCGGCGUCAAGUACAUCUGCAACGUCUGCAGCAACGACAUCACUUCGACCGUGCGCAUCCGAUGCGCCAGCAAACAGUGCCCCGACUACGAUCUCUGCGUCCCGUGCUUUGCGCGCGGUGAAUCAAACCUCCAUCACAACCCGCGGGAACACCCGUACCAGGUGAUCGAGCCACACAGUAUCCCGAUCUUCGACGGAGGAUGGGGCGCCGAUGAAGAGCUGCUACUUUUGGAAGGUGCGGAGCAGUAUGGGCUGGGGAGCUUUCAGGACAUCGCCGACCAUAUUGGCGGCUUUCGAGAGAAGGACGAGGUGCGGGACCACUACGUCCAGACAUACAUCGACUCCUCGAACUUCCCGCUACCUGAGCGCGCAGAUCCAGGAGACAAGAGGCUGAGCGAACAAAUACCAAGAGAUGAAUUCCAGCAGAACAAGAAGAGGAGGAUAGACGAGCGCAAGAAAGCCAAGGAAGAUGAACCUCCAGCUGCAGCUGCUCAGGUCAAGUCCUCGCAGCCGAGUUGCCAUGAGGUCUCAGGAUAUAUGCCAGGUCGACUGGAGUUUGAGACUGAAUACUUCAACGAAGCUGAAGAAGCGGUGCAGCAUAUGCAGUUCUCGCCCGAGGAAGGCUGGAAUCCUGUCACAAAGACGUUCGAUCCGGAGACAGAGCUCAAGAUGGUGGUUAUGCAGAUCUAUAACGACCGACUUACGGCACGUACAGAUCGCAAGAAGGUCAUCUUCAACCAUCGACUGCUUGAAUACAGAAAGAACCAAGCAAUCGAGAAGAAGCGCACGAAAGAACAGCGAGACCUGCACCACAAAUUGAAGCCCUUCGCGAGGAUAAUGUCCCAUGCGGAUUUUGUAAACUUCUCUGAAGACUUGGAGAAGGAGCACAAUCUGCGACAAGCAAUCGCUCAACUGCAAGAUUGGCGACGACAUCGCAUCUCCACACUUGCCAACGGCGAGAAGUACGAGACCGAGAAAGCCGCAAGACUUGCCCGGAGCGCGUCGCAACUUGGCGCAUUCGACCGCAUGUCCAACGGAGUGCGACCCAGUAAACCCCAGGCGAACGCCGGAGUACCUGAAGUCCCACAGGCAGUGGUUGAAUAUACCACCAAAGCAGACCUCCCCGUCCGACUCUCACCCACGAAUCAACAGAAUCAAGCAAAUGGCGCACCCCCAGGCGACACUCCCAAGCGACCGCCGCUGCAACCCAUUCCCAAUCUCAGCCCCGCAAACUGGGACGAAGAAUCAGCACCAGAUUUCCAGCUCCUCCUACCAGCCGAGCAAGACCUCUGCAACAAGCUGCGACUACAUCCCAAAGCGUACAUUUGCAUCAAAGACGCAGUACUGAGGGAGGCGAUGAAGUCGGACGGCAAGCUCAAAAAGAAGAACGUGAGGGAGAUUAGCAGGAUUGAUACCACGAAGGGAGGGAGAGUGUUUGAGUUUAUGUGCGAUAUGGGCUGGUUGGGCAACGCGGCGAAGUCGUGA
Zasmidium cellare ATCC 36951 is the source of this 1542-nucleotide messenger RNA. RefSeq lists its product as uncharacterized. Lineage: Eukaryota; Fungi; Ascomycota; Dothideomycetes; Mycosphaerellales; Mycosphaerellaceae. Bases 1 to 1542 code for a protein of 513 amino acids. Gene Ontology annotation, biological process: chromatin remodeling; regulation of transcription by RNA polymerase II. The transcript has a single exon. Gene Ontology annotation, molecular function: transcription coactivator activity; zinc ion binding; chromatin binding. Gene Ontology annotation, cellular component: SAGA-type complex; nucleus. The record is from RefSeq and is a predicted model, not a curated record.